This is a messenger RNA of Acanthochromis polyacanthus (spiny chromis), 924 nucleotides long. Its product is annotated as leukotriene B4 receptor 1-like. Gene Ontology annotation, molecular function: G protein-coupled receptor activity. Gene Ontology annotation, biological process: G protein-coupled receptor signaling pathway; immune response. The transcript has a single exon. The record is from RefSeq and is a predicted model, not a curated record. The coding region runs from base 1 to 918 and encodes 305 amino acids. NCBI's taxonomy places the organism in Eukaryota, Metazoa, Chordata, Actinopteri, Pomacentridae. Gene Ontology annotation, cellular component: membrane.
AUGGAGGAGCUCAACUUCACUGUGGUGGAAUCUAACAUGUUCCGUUCUUUCUCUUCUUCUGAAUACCAACCUCAUGUGGUCCCUGCAGUGAUGCUGUCCAUUAUCUUCCUGCUGGGAGUUCCUGGAAACAUCGUCGUGGUUCUUCUCAGACCCAACUUUCAGCAUCUGUCCAGCCUGAGCCAGAGUUUGAUGUUAAAUCUGGCUUUUUCAGACCUGCUCUGCCUGCUGAUGCUCCCGCUGUGGAUUUACACUUUGCUCUACAGCUGGAUCUUCAGCCCGGAAGCCUGCAAACUGAUGACGUACCUCAUGUACUGCAGCAUUUAUGGCAGCCAGCUGACUGUGACGAUGCUGGCCGUCCAGCGCAACCUGCUGGUUGUGCGCUGGAAGAAGUUCCUACAUCUUGGAAGGAAGAGGCUGCUGGUUCUGCUCUGGCUGGUUGCAGUGCUGCUGUCCAUUCCUGCUUUAGUGUUUCAAGGCCUGCACAGAGAUCACAACUGGUCAAAAUGCGUGCGUCACUACUCCUCCGAUGCCCAGAGGAUUGCUGCAAUGCUGACCGAAACUGUGGCCGGAAUAAUUUCACUCUUUGUCGUGGCAUUUGCUUACAUCCAAGUCCGCAGAAAGGUGAACCAGGCGGCUUUUUUCAACAACCCCCAGACAAACAGACUGGUUAUCAGCAUCAUUGUGACCUUUUUUGUUCUGUGGGUGCCGUAUCACAUCAUGAACGUGCUGGGUGUCGUUGCCAUUUCUCUCAACAAGAGUUUGUUGAAAUUUUUUGCAAACGCAUGGAACACUGUUGUUGCUGUAACAUUUGUGAACAGCUGCCUGAAUCCACUCCUGUAUGCAUUUGCUUCUUACAAAAUGCACCAAACAACCACAACAAAUAAUGCAGCUGCUGAAGAUGAAGAGCUACAAGAAUAAUAUCAC